UUUUUUUUCUCCUGCCUUCAGUUCGCGUUUGUAGUUAGUUCGUGCGCGUUGCACGGCUUUGCAAAUAUUCCGUGCAUAUAUUUCGGAAAGUGGAAUAAAAUUGCAAUCUCGUGCCGCCGCGUCCCGCGCGUAUCUCGUUAUCGCCAUAAUCUAUUUGUUUCUUCUGGCCGGAUACGGUAAAUGCACACUCUGUAAUUUCGAGUGAGAAGUGAAAAGUGCAAUUGUUUAACCUCAACCACUGGUGGUAGUGGUGCUGCUGCUGUUGUUGUUUCCCUUUCCCGUUGAAAAGUGUACACACAAACAUGCCUUUACACGCCACCCCGACGCCAUCAGGUGUGUUUUGAAGUCGCUGUGAGGCUGAUCCGCCGAAGGAACAACGGCGUAACACAGUCGAUGCGUGAAUUUUCGCAAACGCACUCAACUGCAACACACGAGCGAGCUUCCAUUGCCCGUCUGCUUCGCUGGAGCUGCUUUGUACCAGCACGGCCGCUCGUAAAGAACCGCGUUCCUCCCUACGCAGCUCGUUAGAGAAGGGAAGAAGCGAAUCGAACGCCGUGAAGAAAAUCCCGUUGACCUACAAAAAGAACGGAACGAAUGUCUUGGCCGGUCUCCGUUUCACCUUGAGAGCAACUGAACCAUUCUUCGUCCCGUACUGUGCGCGUAUAUUGGUGUGUUUGUAUGUUUAACCAAGUGCAAUUCGUGCCGUAUUUUAUGCGUACCGCGAAACAUUGCUGGCGCGUGACAUCAUCGAACAGCGCUGGUGAUUCGACGCGAAAAUAAACAUUCGUUAAGUUACCAUCCAUGCGAGGUUAAAAGUGCGUCCAUGUUCCAAGGGGUCAACACUCCAAUCAUCAACGACUGUAAUGUAAAGCAGCGUUAACGCUUCGCCCACCAAUCGAGGAAGCUUCUAGGCUGCUAUAGCAACCAACCAACGAAAACAACAGUUCCCGGAUCUUCCCGGACCCAGCAAAUACGCGCACACCGUGAUAGAGAGCAAACCGUGAGCAACUCCCUUUGGCAGAUUAUGAGUGCGAGCCGAUUUCCAAAGUUUCUUAAACCGGAUGACGAAUCGUUUGCAUCGGAACGGGACGCGGCACCAGCGGAUGAUCACGUAACGUCGUUCGUCUUCAACGCCCACCAGUCGCUGAAUCUUGCGGCGCAGCGCGAACGGCUCCCGAUACGCCAGUACCGUGACCAGAUUCUGUACUGUCUCGAGCAUUACCAAACGCUCGUGCUGGUCGGUGAAACCGGAUCCGGCAAAAGCACACAAGUACCGCAGUACCUGUACGAGUUCGGAUGGCACACCAAGGGCCUGAUCGGCAUUACGGAGCCGCGCCGCAUCUCGGCGAUCACGCUCGCCGACCGGGUCGCAACCGAGCGGGGCGAACUGUGCGGCGAAACGGUGGGCGUCUCGAUCCGCUUCAUCUCCAAGUGUGACCCGGCCCAGACCAAAAUCAAGUACAUGACCGAGGGCAUCCUGCUGCGGGAGAUGCUGGCCGAUCCACUGCUCACCCAGUACGCCGUCAUCAUGGUGGACGAGGCGCACGAGCGCAACACACUCACCGAUACAGCUCUGGGGUUGCUGAAGAAGAUCGCCCGCAAACGACCAAACCUACGCAUCAUCAUCUCAUCCGCCACGGUUGAUGCGGAGUUGUUUCGCGAUUUUUUCAACCUAAAGUCCAAGGGUGCAGCUAAAGACACGGCCGUCAUUCUGACGGUGGAGGGUCGGAUGUAUGCGCAGGAAAUUUAUUACCUACGCGAUCCGUGCCCGGACUAUGUGAAGGAGACGGUCAACACGGUGAUGAAGAUCCAUCGGGCGGAAGGGAAGGGUGAUGUGCUGGCGUUUCUUACCGGGCAGGAAGAGGUGCUGCGGGCGGUCGAUUUGUUGCGCGAGCAUGUGGAGGCGAGCGGCAAGGAGGACAUGCAGAUACUGCCGAUGUACGGGACGCUCUCGAAUGCGGAUCAGCUGAAGGUGUUCUUUACCACGCCGAAGGGCGUCCGGAAGGUGGUGCUGGCGACAAACAUUGCCGAAACGUCCGUCACGAUUCCCGGCAUUGUGUAUGUUAUCGAUUGCGGCUUUGUGAAGCUCAAAUGGUACUCGGCGGACAGCACGACGGACAGUUUGGUGGUAGUACCAGUAAGCAAAGCGGCCGCCGAACAGCGUGCUGGCCGUGCCGGGCGUAUUCGUAGCGGCAAAGUCUACCGACUCUACACGGAAGAAGCGUGGGAAAAGCUGCCCGAACACACACCGCCCGAAAUGCGCCGGUCGGACCUUUGCAGCACGGUGCUCUUCCUGAAAGCGCUCGGCAUCGAUAACAUCCUACGCUUUACCUUUCCAUCGCCACCGCCGGCCAAAAACCUGCUCGCCUGUCUCGAAACCCUUUACGCACUGGAAGCGCUCGAUGCGGAGGGUCAGCUAACGUCCCCCGUUGGAUAUUUUCUUGCCGAAAUGUCCAUCCCACCGAUGAUGGCAAAGAUGCUGUACAAAGCGGGCGAAAUGGGCUGCUCGGAGGAGAUUCUCAUCAUCAUUGCAAUGCUGCAGGUACAGUCCGUGUUCUCCAAACCGGCCGGCGGUCAGGCAGCGAUCCGUGGGCGGAUCGCAAAGCGCAACUUUGAGGUAGCGGAAGGUGAUCUCAUCACGCUGCUUAACGUGUACUGUGCGUUCGUGGAGUCGGGCCGAACGAAAGAGUUCUGUGGCCGCAACUUCCUCAUUUACCGCAAUCUAAAGCGUGCGCAUGAAAUUAAAACACAACUCGCGGGCAUGCUGGAAAGGGAGUUAAAUAUUCCGCUCCUUUCCGCCGGUGGCAAUGUGGAAACGAUUUGUCGCUGCAUUGUGGCUGGGUUUUUCCCGUACGCGGCCUAUCUGCAUCAUUCGGGGGUGUAUCGGACGGUGCGGGGCAACACGGAGCUAAGCAUACACCCACUGUCCGCCCUGUACACCGAGCAGCAGCCCCAGUGGGUGGUGUUCUGUGAGCUGAUACACACGACCAAGCUGUUCAUGAAGGAUUUGACCGUGAUUCAGCAACAGUGGCUGCCGGAGAUAGCGCCCCACUACUACCACAAGGUGACGGUGCGUGACCAUCUGCUCUAGAAGUGUGAACGAGAAACGAGAAAAUCUUUUUUUAAAUAUAUACAAAUACACUUUAA
Anopheles arabiensis is the source of this 3147-nucleotide messenger RNA. Its product is annotated as probable ATP-dependent RNA helicase DHX35. The record is from RefSeq and is a predicted model, not a curated record. Gene Ontology annotation, cellular component: catalytic step 2 spliceosome; intracellular anatomical structure. The transcript has 4 exons. The coding region runs from base 1025 to 3091 and encodes 688 amino acids. Gene Ontology annotation, molecular function: ATP hydrolysis activity; RNA binding. NCBI's taxonomy places the organism in Eukaryota, Metazoa, Arthropoda, Insecta, Diptera, Culicidae.